AUGAGGAGCCCGGAUCUGUUCCUGCUGGCAUGUUGCGUGGGCAGCCUAUGCACAUUGGGAGGUGCGUCUGACGUGGAGAAGUCUCUGAUGAAGACGCUCUUUACCGGCUACAACCUGAAGGUGCGGCCAGCAGCCAGCGCUGCCGAGAGGGUGGUGGUUCGUGUGGGGAUGGUCCUUUCCUCCUUUGUUGGACUGAAUAUGAAAAAUGAAGAAAUGAGCACCACUGUUUUCAUGAACCUGGAAUGGACAGAUUAUCGGUUGUCAUGGAAACCCAAGGAGCAUGAUGGGAUUGAGGUGAUGCGUUUUCCCGCUGGGAAGGUUUGGCUGCCUGACAUAGUCCUCAUAAAUAAUAACAACGGGGUGUUCGACGUAGCGCUGCACGUCCACGUCCAGGCGUAUAGUAACGGCAGAGUGACCUGGACGCCCCCUGCGCUCUACUGCAGCUCCUGUGGAGUUAAGGUGGAAUACUUCCCGUUCGACUGGCAGAACUGCACCAUGCAGUUCCGCUCCUACACGUACGACUCCACGGAGAUCAACGUGCAGUACGCGCUGGACUCGAAAGGCAACGAGAUCAAGGAGAUCCAGCUGGACGAAGCCUACACCGAGGGGGGCGAGUGGCACAUCACGCACAGGCCGUGCAGGAAGAACAUGAACGAUGACCUGUACGAGGACAUGACCUUCUACCUCAUCAUAGAGAGGAAGCCCCUGUACUACGUCUUCAACAUCAUCGUCCCCUGCAUCCUCAUCACCAUCAUCGCCAUCUUCAACUUCUACCUGCCUCCCGACGCAGGAGAGAAGAUGGGUCUGUCGAUCAACGUGUUGCUCACCCUCACUGUGUUCCUGCUGCUGCUGGCGGAUAAGAUCCCGGAGACGUCCCUGGGGGUCCCGAUCAUCGUCAACUACAUCAUGUUCACCAUGAUCCUGGUCACAUUCUCUGUCAUCCUCAGCGUGGUUGUCCUAAACCUGCACCACCGCUCAGCCAACACCCACCGGAUGCCCAUCUGGGUCCGCAAGAUCUUCAUCCACCUGCUGCCUCCUUACCUGGGCAUGCUGAGGCCAAAGGUAGAGACCCCCCUCUCCCUGGAGAUCAUGCCCCGUCGAGAGAAGAAGAUGGUCAGCAUCAGCAAGGUGGCAGAUGAAUACUUCAUCCGCAAGCCCGACUCCUCCAUCUUGUUCCCCAAGCCCAACAGGUUUCAUCCGGAGGGUAUGUGCACGGAUAUGAGGAAGUUCAUCGACGGCCCCAGCAGCUACCUCACGCUGCCUGACGAGCUCAAGUCGGCCAUAGAGGCCAUCACAUAUAUCGCUCAGGCUCUGCAGUCCGAGAAGGACUCCGAGGCGCUGAAAGAGGACUGGCAGUAUGUGGCCAUGGUGGUGGACCGCAUGUUCCUCUGGAUCUUCGUCGUCUUCACCACUGUGGGCACCUUGGCCAUCUUUGCUGAUGCUAGCUUCAACCACACCCCCACCGACCCCUUCAAAGCCCCCUGA
Molecule: messenger RNA, 1485 nt
Organism: Cyclopterus lumpus (lumpfish)
Lineage: Eukaryota; Metazoa; Chordata; Actinopteri; Perciformes; Cyclopteridae
Gene: chrnb1
Product: cholinergic receptor, nicotinic, beta 1 (muscle)
Exons: 11
Coding region: 1-1485 (494 amino acids)
Biological process (GO): regulation of membrane potential; signal transduction; monoatomic ion transmembrane transport
Cellular component (GO): synapse; neuron projection; postsynaptic membrane
Molecular function (GO): acetylcholine-gated monoatomic cation-selective channel activity; transmembrane signaling receptor activity
Source: RefSeq, a predicted model, not a curated record